GCCCGGAGCGGAGUUACUCCUCUCACACCGAGAGCCGCAUCGCAGCGUACGGACCGCUUCGCCGGGACCGCGCGGCGCACACACCGCAGAGACCCGAACACGGAGCAGGAGGCAGACCGAACCGGAGCGGAGAGAGUCCGGAUCAGAGAUGGACAGCCCCCAUCUGUCCCUGCUGUAGGUCAGCGAUGGCCCAGGUGUUUCCUGCAGGUGGAGGAGAUGAAGCCCAGUCCAGAGUCCACGUUGGUCAUCAUGGCCUCGCUGGAUGGAAGCACGCCGGUUGAGACGCUGCUGUCUGUGAUUCACCUGGAGAGGUACCUGGACACCUUCCAUCAAGCUGGUCUCCUAUUGGCUAGAGACUUCACUCACCUUGACAAUGAUGCUUUGGUCAGUCUGGGUAUAACCGCCACAGGACACAGAAAGAGAAUCCUACGAUUGGUCAGUUACAUCAAGAGGACAGAAGGUCAGAGAGCCAAUCAGAAGGUGGAUCUCCCUCGUGACCGUUGUCAGUCAGUUUGUUCAUCAGAGAGCGGUUGCACCGCUGCGUCCACCCAUCAGGAGGUGUUCAGGAACAGUUCUGCUCCCGACCUCGCCGCCAUGCUGACAAACUCAAACAGUAGUAGAGUGGCGGUGAAGCCGGUUCCCAAACCCAGAACCGUCUUCAACCGCCGCAGAACUACACCCGUCCAUUUCUGUCCAACACCGGACCCUGCACCGCCCCUGCCCAGGAGGCUUUCCCAGGAGUCCAUCUGCUUCACUGUGUUGGAAGGUCUGAGUUCAGGGGACACUCUUGCCGCAGACAACAGUUUGACCUCUGACCUCAGCGACAAGGCGACGUCCCCCAGCCGUAGGUCGAGCCAGACGGAGAGGACCAGGCCUGGCCGCAGCAGGUCUCUGUCAGAUGCUGGAGGGCUGUUACCUCCUGUUCCCCCAAGGCUGAACCGCGGGGUCCUCACCACCUUGAUGCAGGGGUCUCCUCCCACUUCUUCUUCUUCACCUGUUCCCACAGAGCAGGUCCAGGCUUUGUCCUCUCUGACUUCCUGUUCAGGUAGUUCUGAUAGCAGCAGGCUCUCUGGAUCCUCACCCUCCGGUUCUCCCCGAGGAGGAGGCAUGGAGAUGGUCUCUAAUGAGAUCUACUGGGGCACUUCACCCAGCUCUGCUGCCCACAGUGGAGGGAGGAGUUACUACAACCCGCAGUCAGCCCCGCCAACUCCACCCAGACAAACAACUGACAGGAACUGCGAGAGGAACAGUGGCAGCACUUUAAGCAACAACUCUUCAGGAUCAGCCCGAGCCUCCACAGACGACCCCGAGGAGGAGAUCAGCCCGUACUGUGAGACUGUUUUCCAAACCGGGAGACAGCCACACAUCCCUGAGAGUGAGAGAAGCAGACUGGAAGGAAGAGAGACGAGGAAAGAGGAGGAGAAACAUGCAGAGGAUCAUGGGGGUUGCAGGUUCUCGUGGACGAAGCGUUUCUCGCAGCCAUUUCAUGCCGGAGACUCUCCGGGUUACAGCACCGUGGGAGAGACCCCGCCCUCGCUCCGCUGCCUCUCCCUGCCCCGCCACACCUUCCCCCCAGAGGCCGACGAGGACCUCACCAUCUCCCCCUACGCCAGCUACACCUCCCUGACCGAGAGAGCCCCGCCCAUCAUCAGUGGCUGGCUGGACAAGCUGUCUCCACAGGGGGGUCAGAGGUCAGCUCUACCUGUUCUGCUGUGUCUCCUCCUCUCUGCUCCUCCCUGUGUCUCCUUCCUCCUGAGGAACUGCCUCUGCCUCGUCACUUUGCUUUCCUCCUCUUCCUCUUCUUCCUCCACUGGGAACUAUGUUUUCCAGAAACGCUACGUGAAGUUCGAUGGCAAAAACCUGAUGUACUUUGGCAGUGAGAAGGACGCCUACCCAAAAGGAGUGAUCCCAUUGGCUGCCAUCCAGAUGACCCGCCCAGCCAAAGACAAUAAAUUUGAAAUUGUGACGACUCACAGGAUCUUCGUGUUUCGGACGGAUAGUGAAGUGCUGAGGCGCCGCUGGGUGUCCACGCUGCAGGAGCACGUCAGAGAUCAGCUGGUGUUCGGACGGCGGCGUUUCGGUCCCGGAGCUCACUGCCAGAAACACGGAGUCCUCGAACUGAAAGGAACCAAAUCCAAAGUUUACGCCGCCAUCAACACGGACCAGAUCUGGCUGUACAAGAGCGAGCAGUGUUUCCGUAACGGAAUCGGCAUCACAGUGAUCGAAGCUCGAGGAGCGACGAUCCGAGAUGGAAAACACAAGAGCUUUGACCUCAUCACGCCAUACAAAACCUUCAGCUUCACGGCAGAUUCGGACCGGGAGAAACGGGACUGGAUGGAGGCGCUGCAGGAGUCCAUCGCAGAGACUCUGUCAGAUUAUGAGGUGGCCGAGAAAAUCUGGUCCAACCGCUUCAACAGGACGUGUGCCGACUGCAAGGCCCCGAACCCCGACUGGGCCUCCAUCAACCUGUGUGUGGUCAUCUGCAAAAACUGUGCAGGGCAGCACAGAGGUCUGGGGACGAUGGUCUCUAAGGUUCAGAGUCUGAAACUGGACACCAGCGUGUGGAGCAACGAGAUCGUUCAGCUGUUCAUCAUGUUGGGGAACGACCGGGCCAACGACUUCUGGGCGGCUCGUCUCUCUGCGUCCGAGGAACUGGACUGCGACGCCUCGCCCGAGCAGAGGAGAGAGUUCAUCGUCCAGAAGUACAGAGAGGGUCGAUACCGCCUCGCCCACCCGGCGUUCAGCAGCCAGGAGGAGCUGCUCAAGGUCUUGUGUUCAGCCGUCUCUGAGCAGACUCUUCUGAAAACUGUGACUCAGAUUUUCUCGGAGGCGGAGUCAGCUCAUAUCGCCAACGAGUCCAACGGCCGCAACCCCCACUCGUCGGAUCCCUGCAGCACGUCAGAUCCCAGCGUGUACGAUGAGAUCAUGCAGCCCGUUCUUCACUCGGGGUACCUCUAUAAGUCCAGCUCCGUGAACAGAGGAACGAUGUCCAGAAAAAACAGAGAAGACUUCCAGAAGUUCUGGUGCUCGGUGGAUCGGUCUCUGGUCUUCUACGAGUCGGAUCGAUCGGGUGAUCCCUGCCUGCAGAUCGGCGCUAAAGACAUCGUGUGUUUGGGAGUGGGUCGCCCCGACUCGUCCAGCAGCAGCGGAUUCAUUGACAGGUUUCGUUACACCUUCGAGUUGUAUUUGACUUCAGAGAAACUUUAUCAGUUUGGUUUGGAAACAGCCGACGACCUGCACAGCUGGACCAAAGCCAUUGGAAAGGCUGCAACGCCGCUCAGCUGUCACUGCCUGCUGACCCGGGAGUUUGAGCGCGUCGGGCUGCUGCGCUACCGGGCCAUGCUGGACCCUCAGCAGUGGAAGGAGGCUUACUUCGUCCUGCAGAAGUCCAACCUGUUCAUCUGUCCCCGGAACGACGGCGCAGCCGAGGACAUCAUCAACCUGAACCGCCUGCAGGAGCUGAGUAUCGCCUCAGAGAACGAGAACCAAGAGAAGAAAGACAUCCUGGUCCUGGUAGAAAAGGGCAGGACUCUGCACCUGCAGGGCGUCGGGCGAACAGAUUUCUCUCUGUGGUACUCCGAUAUCCAGCGAGCGGCCGGCGGUAAAGGAAACGCUCUGAGAGACCAGCAGAUGAGCAGAAACGACAUCCCCAUCAUCGUGGACAGCUGCAUCGCCUUCAUCACGCAGUACGGUCUGGGUCACGAGGGGAUCUACAGGAAGAACGGAGCCAAAUCCAGGAUCAAACUGCUCAUGGAGGAAUUCCGCAAAGACGCUCGCAACGUCAAGCUGCGGAUCGGAGACCACUUCAUCGAGGACGUGACCGAUGUGCUGAAGAGGUUCUUCAGAGAGAUCGAUGACCCCAUUUUCAUGGCCGACCUCCACCCACUGUGGCAGGAAGCAGCCAAGAUCCCUCAGAAGCGUCCGAGGCUGGACUGUUACAAAAGAAAUCAUCCGGAGUCUCCCCGAGUGAACCGGACAACUCUGGCUGCCCUCAUCAGUCACCUGUACAGGGUCCAGAAGUGUGCUGAUCUGAACCACAUGUGCACCAAGAACCUGUCGCUGCUCUUCGCACCGAGUCUGUUCCAGACGGACGGGAAAGGUGAGCACGAGGUGAAGAUCGUGGAGGACCUGAUAGACAACUACCUGUAUGUCUUCGAUAUCGAUGAGGAGCAUCAGACUCAGAUCGAGCUGGAGAUCAGUCUCAUCACCACCUGGAAGGACACUCAGCUCUCUCAGGCUGGUGAUCUGAUCAUUGAAGUCUAUCUGGAGAUGAAGAUACCAGACUGCUGCAUAACCCUCAAAGUGUCCCCCACCAUGUGUGCUGAGGAGCUGACCAAUCAGGUUCUCUACAUGAGGAACAUCCCGGCUGGGGACAAAGACGUCUGGAUGACGUUUGAGGCCAUCGAGGACGGUCAGCUGGAGCGUCCCUUACACCCCAAAGAGAAGGUCCUGGAGCAGGCUCUGCAGUGGUGUAAGAUGGCUGAUCCAAGCUCUGCCUACCUGGUGGUGAAGAGGGUUCCUAAAGGAGAAGGCAUAACGCUCCUCACCUCCUAUAAGAGUGAGAUCAUGAAGGUGGGACUGCUGAGGUGUCGCGAGGAGCCUCCGAAGCUCCUUCAGGGGAACCGGUUCCAGGAGAGAACGUUCCAGAUUCAAGACCACAAACUGCUGCUGCUCAAAGACAAGAAGAGCAUCAAACCUGAGAAGGAGUGGGGCUCUGAAGACCAUGAAGAUCUACAUCGUGCAUCCGCAAGAAGCUUGAAGGCUCCAACAAGGUGGGGCUUCACAGUGAUGUCAGAGAAACACCAGCUGUACCUUUGCUGCAGCAGUGAGGCCGAGCUGUGGGACUGGAUCACCAGCUUCCUCAGAGCUCAGAACGAUGACCCGGGCCCUCCGGUGUUGCGUCGUCACUCCUCCUCUGACAUCUCCAAGCAGAAGUUUGGCACGAUGCCGCUCGUCCCCAUCAGAGGAGACGAGAGCAACAGCAGCAUGCUGUCGGCCAAUCAGACGCUGAGGAAACUACACAACAGGAGGACUCUCUCCAUGUACUUUCCCAUGAAAGUCCAACAGGACUCGUUCGAGGAGCGUUCGGAGUCUCCUGACCUCCCUGAGCCGCUCUACGAGGAGGUCGGUGACUUCGGCCUGCAGGUCCUGAAGUCUCUGGAGACCAGCUUCCUGUCCAGCAGCAUUGCAGAAACCCAGGAGGUACCAGACCACCCACCGCUCAGGCUAGUUCCUGUGGAGACCGGACAUUUGGAUCACAUGAUGAUCCCGGAGGCAGUCCGGACGGCAGGCGGUUCUGUGGAGACUCUGGAGCAGAGCAGCGGCAGCAGUGGAGGAGCAGGUGGAGGCGACAGAGAAGCAAGCUCUCCUGAGUCCGACGCCUCCCAUCAGCCUCCAGCGAGGAGGAGGCAGACGCUGCAGGGAGUCUGUACUCCGUCUCAGGAGCUGCUCCUGCAGGAGCUGUCAUCUGCCUUCAUCAAAACGACCGAGGAGGAAGAGGAGAGGCCGUAUGAUGUCUGAGGACAGAAACAUUCAUCAAAGGUGGAGUCAGUUUGAAGCACCACUCAGCAUCCAUUUAGCAGCUUUCAGCUGCAUCACAUGGUCUUCAUCCGUUCACAUCGUGCCAGCAGGCGUCUCAAGGUGCUUUUAUGAGGUGAAGACAGAUGAAACAGAGAGAAUGGUCAGAUGAUCUCCUACAGGACUGUUCACAGGUCAGAAACUUUGUUAAAACCUGCAGCUGACAUUUGAUGAGCUGAGGAAGGUCAUGUGAUGCAGAGACACUGAAUGGCCUGUGGUGACUGGAGCUGAAUUAGAAGACAUCACCAGCAAUGUUUUCAGGGUUUGUUGACUUCGUGAUGGUGACCAGCCUGCAUGCAGAGUCCUCUCCAGCCUUCAGAGGGCACUGCAGCUGCAUCAGUUUGUCCUGCUGGAGACGCAUUUAACAGACUGAGAGUGGAGGAUGAACUCAGACUGAGCAGCUGAUGAUGAUUGUUUCUGGAAGGUUGAAGUGAGGCAGACUGUAAGAAGAAGAGUUUCAGACUGAUCACAGAUCAGAGUCUUUGAAUUCAGUCAGGUUUCUGUGCACGUCUUUCUCUUUCUGUAACAGGAAGUGUUUCAUCCACUCAUCACCUUUGAUCACAGAUAUCUACACGUGGAUGCUCCACCCAGCUGCCAUCAGGGGCUCGUUUAUUGCUGCUUUUUCCUAUUUGAAUGUAAGAAACACUCAGAGCGUCCCCGGUGAGAGUUGUUUUAUGAUAUUUUAAUGUUCCCAACAUGUUUAAUUUGAUAUCUAUCAGUAAUCCUUCUUUAAUCUGACUUCAUGUCAGUUUACACACUAAAUGAAGCUAACACUGGCUCUGUGGCUCUCAGCACAGGUAACCUGCAGAGCAGUCAGCCUGAAGUGGCAGUUUGAGGCGUUCGUCCCGGCUCUCUGUGCUCUGAGAAUUCAGCCAUUAACUGUUUUAAAUGUGAAGCGGCAGGAAAAUAACUGCACAGAGGCCGAGUUUGUAGUACCGCAAACAUAAAAAUACUGCAGUACUUCCAUCGGUUAUUACCACAGAUGAUAACUCAGUAUUAAUUUAGUUUCCAGCUUGAUUGAAGUGUUUGAUGAGAGGAUGAGACACUGUAUGAACAUUUUUAUAAACGUGUGCUUUAUAUAAAGAGACUUUCAAACAUAUCUGCUGUAACACCUGUAUUUAUGGGAUUGGUAUUUGACAGCAGCCACAUGUAUAACAAUGAAGCUGCUGGUGUGAACAAACUGGUUUUACUGGUGACACUGUGCAGAGCCGGUUAAUGAAGUCUCUGUGGUGAUGUUCUUGUACAGAUUUGUGAUGGUGGACUCUGUGUUAUUAAACUGCUGGUUUGCUGCACACA
This is a messenger RNA of Archocentrus centrarchus (flier cichlid), 6873 nucleotides long. RefSeq names its product ArfGAP with RhoGAP domain, ankyrin repeat and PH domain 3 (gene arap3). Lineage: Eukaryota; Metazoa; Chordata; Actinopteri; Cichliformes; Cichlidae. Gene Ontology annotation, molecular function: phosphatidylinositol-3,4,5-trisphosphate binding; protein binding; GTPase activator activity. The record is from RefSeq and is a predicted model, not a curated record. Gene Ontology annotation, biological process: positive regulation of GTPase activity; signal transduction. The coding region runs from base 217 to 5520 and encodes 1767 amino acids. The transcript has 36 exons. Gene Ontology annotation, cellular component: cytoplasm.